This is a messenger RNA of Fusarium fujikuroi IMI 58289, 711 nucleotides long. RefSeq lists its product as uncharacterized. Lineage: Eukaryota; Fungi; Ascomycota; Sordariomycetes; Hypocreales; Nectriaceae. Gene Ontology annotation, cellular component: mitochondrial outer membrane. Gene Ontology annotation, biological process: mitochondrial outer membrane translocase complex assembly; protein insertion into mitochondrial outer membrane. The record is from RefSeq and is a predicted model, not a curated record. The coding region runs from base 1 to 711 and encodes 236 amino acids. The transcript has 3 exons.
AUGGAGAGUCACGAGGAUGUCCACGUGAUGAUCUUGAAAGUGGUCCGCACCCAAUCAAUCGAGAAGCUCGUUAGAGCUUCCCCCAGUUCUUGUCGGAGCCUAGCUCCGGGCCCCGAUGCGACUACAGCCUUUACAACUGUAACGACUAUCAAUCCUCGACCGACGGGAGGUUCUAUUGCUGAUUAUCGCGUCGCAAAUACAUCUGGUGAUACGGCAGUGAUCUCCGUGUACUGCACUGUACUUGGAACACCUGGGACUCAGCAACCAACUUCACGACCCUCAGAAGGCAUCCCCGAAGUCCUGUGGUUGGCAGACAUAUCCCGAAUUGCAUUGGCUGAGCGAAUCUGUACUGAGGUCACUCACAUCAAGACUGCCAACAUGGCCGCCGACUCCUCCCUUGUUGACCUCCAUGAUGCGUCCAUGUCAGAUGACAAGGACGAUCUGGACUCUCUCCCAUCUAUAUCUACCGACGACAUAUACUCCGAUACCUCCGAUACCGAUGCUCAAGCGGAGUGGGAGCGUAGCCUCGAACAACUACAAUUGAUAUUGACAAUGAUGAUUGUGCCCUGGAUGGGUAAAUACUUUGGUCGCAAAUUUGCCUACUGGAGUUGGUCUCGAUACAUGGAGUGGGCGCAUAACGUCGACAUUCGAUUGACAAAUAAGGCGACCUUCAAGGCGGCGGGUGUUGUGGAAACAGCAGCUACGUUAUAG